Molecule: messenger RNA, 3388 nt
Organism: Phascolarctos cinereus (koala)
Lineage: Eukaryota; Metazoa; Chordata; Mammalia; Diprotodontia; Phascolarctidae
Gene: AGBL4
Product: AGBL carboxypeptidase 4
Biological process (GO): proteolysis
Molecular function (GO): metallocarboxypeptidase activity; zinc ion binding
Source: RefSeq, a predicted model, not a curated record
GGCGCGUGUCGCGUGUCGCGGGGAGGUUCCCGCGCGUGACGAGGCGCCGUGGGACGAGGCCGAGGGACAGCCAUCAUGGCGGAGCGGAGCCAGAUCGCGUCCGAGGCAGGCAAUGACAUUGGAGCAGAUGAAAUCAUCGCAGGGAAUGUUAGCAAGUUUGCUGCUGUCCCCGGAGGCUAUUAUGGGCCUCCCAAGAAGGGCCACCUGAUCUUCGAUGCUUGCUUUGAGAGCGGUAAUCUUGGCCGGGUGGAUCAUGUCUCCGAGUUUGAAUAUGACCUGUUCAUAAGGCCCGAUACCUGCAAUCCGCGCUUCAGGGUCUGGUUCAAUUUCACUGUUGAAAACGUGAAAGAAUCACAGAGGGUGAUUUUCAACAUCGUUAACUUCAGUAAGACCAGGAGCCUCUACAGAGACGGCAUGACCCCAAUGGUGAAGUCCGCCAGCCGCCCCAGAUGGCAACGACUGCCUCCGAAAAAUGUGUACUAUUACCGCUGCCCAGACCAUCGCAAGAACUACGUGAUGUCCUUUGCUUUCUGCUUUGACCGGGAAGAUGACAUUUAUCAGUUUGCGUACUGCUACCCGUACACGUACACGCGAUUCCAGCACUAUCUCGACAGCCUGCAGAAAAGAGACAUGGACUACUUCUUCCGGGAGCAGCUGGGAUUAAGUGUGCAACAGCGGCAGCUUGAUCUCCUGACCAUAACCAACCCGGGGAACCUCCAUGAUGGAGCUGAGCAGAAGGUGGUUUUCAUUACAGGCCGCAUCCACCCUGGGGAGACCCCCUCUUCCUUUGUGUGCCAGGGGAUCAUUGACUUCCUUGUGAGCCACCACCCAAUUGCCCGAGUCCUGCGGGACCACCUGGUCUUUAAGAUUGCACCAAUGUUGAACCCUGAUGGAGUCUACUUGGGAAAUUACAGGUGCUCCCUCAUGGGGUUUGAUCUGAAUCGCCACUGGCUGGACCCCUCCCCAUGGGCCCACCCGACUCUGUAUGGGGUGAAGCAGCUCAUUAUCCAGAUGCACAACGACCCGAAAACCAGCCUGGAGUUCUACAUUGACAUCCACGCACACUCUACCAUGAUGAACGGCUUCAUGUAUGGCAACAUCUUUGAAGAUGAGGAGAGGUUCCAGAGACAGGCCAUCUUCCCCAAGCUCCUGUGCCAGAAUGCUGAAGACUUCUCCUUUUCCAGCACGUCCUUUAACCGGGAUGCAGUGAAGGCAGGAACCGGCCGGCGCUUCCUGGGAGGUCUGCUGGACCACACCUCCUACUGCUACACCCUUGAGGUGUCCUUCUUCAGCUACAUCAUUGGGGGCACUGCGGCCACUGUGCCCUACACCGAGGAGGCCUACAUGAAGCUGGGGCGGAACGUGGCUCGGACCUUCAUGGACUACUAUCGCCUGAACCCCAUUGUGGAGAAAGUGUCCUUUCCCAUGCCCAGGCUCAGGAAGGAAAGAUCACCUCCCUUCAAGCACUCACACGUUCGGGCCCAGACAGGUUCCCGCUCGGCCUUCAGAGGAGACAAGAAGAGCUCUUUCAAUCACAAAGACCACUCUCAGUCCUCAUAAAGAUGCAGAGAAUGCUGGCAGGGGUCGGGAGAAGGGUCACCCUUCUGAGCCAGCAGAGGCGAGAGGGUCACAAAGUUGGGUCUGGAGAGAGAAGCCCUCCUUCAUUUCCCACAUGAGGAUUUCUGAAAUGAAAAGUAGCCUGGAAAGAAAGGGGAGAAUUGAAAGGGGUAGGGAAAGGACACACAGAUUUCUAUAUUGAUCCAAAUAUCGGCCAACCAAAAAGAGAGGCUAUAUACCUGACCCAAGAAAGGGAUGUAUGUAUGUAUGUAUGUACUCACAUACAUGUAUAUGUGUAUUUUACAUACAUAUAUACUUAUUAUAGACACAUAUAUACAUACAUAUGUAUAUAUACCAUAUAAGCAUACACUGAAAAAUAAUGGGGUUACAGGCCACACUCGGGUUUUAUAUAAACCAAAUUAUGGCCUACAUUUGGACAGAUAUGGUAGAAGUUUACUCCUGACUUUUCCUUUCAUUGAUAAUAAAUUGAAUGCAGACCUUGGGCCCAUUUGCUGCUAAGCCAAUGGAAUUCAAAUGGUAUUUUCUGUAGCAAGAUGACCCACAAUCCCCAGAUCUGUGCACAGAAAUCUCACCCAACUCUCUGGGCCUCCCACUUUCCAUAGCGAACAGCUCUGUAGCCACAAGACAAUGGGUCGGCCCAAAGAAAAUACUGGCCCAGAAGCUGUGGCUUUCCCUGCUCUGCUCUCCUUCCUACAGGCCUGAGCAGAGUUGGAGAAAGGCUGACACCCUUCUCAGGGUAAUGGCAAACGUCUGUCUGUCCUCCCAGCUCAGCUGACCUGGCUACCUUAGUGGGGUAAGAGAGACAAGGAUGAGGCAUGUCCCUCACAUUAGCUAUCCAGUGGGUCAAUGGAUCAAACUUUCCCCUUUCCUUCCAGAGCUUUUCAAAAGUUGCAUAUGUUGCUAUGACUUGUUAGUUUCUUAAGCAAAGGAUGCUGGCUACCACAGCUUUGUUGACUUCUAGAUGGAGCACCCUAGCAUGAAACUCCCUUCCCCCCAGCAAAUGCUCCCCUGAAAGCUUCUACUGAGUUCCCUGGGAAGAUUAUUUCAAACGAGAAAUCCAAGAUUGGUGGGCCCUUCCAACAUGUUUUUUGUUGCUUGUCUAUCCCUAAGUAUCCUGAGGUCAACGCAUAACCUUAGCACAGACGGGGUCUGGCACCAGUGCCUGUACCCAUACCGCAUUGGUUAUAUUCCAUGGCAGAAUCAGGGUAGGGGGAGGAAGUGAUUGUCACUGGAAAAAAUCAGAGAAUAGGAAAAGAAACAAUCCUUCCCACAUACCCCUCCCCUGUGCCAUGUUUGGAGGAGAGAGAUGAAUGACAACAAAAAACCCAAAGCCCUCUUCUCCAUCCUCCUUCCCAAGGUGGUAGGGGUUAAGUGCUGGGUCUUUUUUUCUGCAAGGAAAAGUGCUUUAGUAUGAUGAAUGUGGCCUCAGCGGCUGCUGGCGGCUCCCUGUCUGGGUAAGCAGCAAGAUGAGUAAUUGUGACAGCCGAUAAUUAAAAUGACCUCGCAGAGACAUGGAUUAGGAGAAGUGCCAGGAAGCAGGGUGGGGAUUGGAGAACAGGUCCUUUGAAUUCAGGCUGCAUUCAUGGACCGCUCCUGUUGGGCAGUGGGCCCUAUAUUUCUGUUGAAGAUGUUCAAAGUUAGUUAUAAAAAUUGAGAGAGAAAUUCCUUUUAAGUGUUUUCCUCUUGCGUGGUGGUCUUUAAACAUUGAUGCCAAGAGUCCUCUGUUUAUGGGCUCAAAAACACCGGGCUGUGCAUGCAACCCAUCUCAGGGGGGCCUUAUAGUGGAGGAAGUGGAAAUAAAGGGGUUUGU